AACACUUCCAUUUUACGGUCACACAGAAGCCUUUUCACUUUUUGUCAUAGAACUUUGAGUUUUUGACUAAACGAGGCAUAAAGCUGUAAGCGUAAAUUGUUAAAACCAGACAGACUGAAUAAAAUGCAAUCACCGCAUACUGAUGACGAGGGGAGCUCCGAUGAGGGGAAAUCACUCACCGCUCCCACUGCCGAUGCUCCUACUGCAUCGACGUACUAUGGGGAUAUUUUCCAAUCAUCUAGUAGCGGCGAAGACUCGCCCAAAAGCGGCUCAUCAAGCGACGACUUAUCUGACAACGAUUCACCAUGUCCCGACUCCGAUGAGGAUGCACCACUCCCCGCUCCUACUGCCGAUACUCUUACUACAUCGGUGUGCUAUGGGGAUCUUUUGAAUUCAUUUAGUAGCAGCGACGACGCAUCCAGCGACGUGUUAUCUGAUAAUCCAACCCGUAGACCGCCUAUUGUGCCGCAAGUGGAGGUAGAUGCUUCCCAUCUCACGUUGAACCCGUCGUUCCACAGCCAGGGCGAUCCGAUAAAUGGCGACAUGGCUGGCCCAAGCUUAAAUCCAUUCAUAGGAGACGAGUUUCACGAUGGUUCCACCACUGACAAUUUCGAGGAUGUGGGUGUUCCAGACAGCAGCGAGGAUGUGGCUGUUCCAGACAAAGAUUUAUGUAGUAGCAGCGACGACUCAUCCAGCGAAGGCUCAACAAGCGAUGUGGCCGUUCCAGACAACAGCGAGGCUGUGGCUGCUGCUGUUCCAGGCAUACAAAUGCACGAAAACCGACAGACAAGCUCUUCACAAAUUUCGAACACAUCCAAUUUUCAGCCACCUCGUCGUCGACGCACCGCACCGGCCUACUUCGAUGAUCCGGAAUCAAUUGGAGCGCGUGUGGCCAAGCGUAGUAGAGCCAGCACGGCCCCUAUUGAAUUAGCUAAACCCUUAGACGUAACAAACUACAUUAAGGAGGUGUCUGCCCGAUUAUUGACCGAGCGUGUGAGCCAGCAGGCCUUUCUGCAGUUUUCCAUAGCCUCUAAUCGCGCAGUGCAAAAAGCCAUAGCUAGCUCCAAAAGAGCCUUGGGGGAGGCCCCUAAGUAGUGCUUUCACAUUGAGAAGAUAAUUAUUGAUAUAAUAAUAAACAAUAAAACAUUGUGCGUACGACUCAAUACUUCGACAAGCGCAUGGACGUGUAAAGCUGACGGUGUAAUUGUAUAAAUGUGUAUCUGGUU
Drosophila guanche is the source of this 1226-nucleotide messenger RNA. RefSeq lists its product as uncharacterized. The record is from RefSeq and is a predicted model, not a curated record. Bases 124 to 1095 code for a protein of 323 amino acids. The transcript has 4 exons. Lineage: Eukaryota; Metazoa; Arthropoda; Insecta; Diptera; Drosophilidae.